AUGAAGACACCUGAGCUGGGCUUUCUUCUAGCACUCUUCAUCUUCUGCUCGCUGACAACCCCAUUAUUGGGUGGUGUUAAGAAAGUUGCUGAGAUGAUAUGCGGAGAUACCAAAGAUCCCUGCCUUAUGGACAUGGAUUCUGGCAGCUGCUUUGAAAUUCACUUCAGAUUUUUCUACAACAAAACCUCCAAAAAGUGUGAAAGUUUUUACUACAGUGGCUGCGAUGGCAAUCUUAACAACUACAAACUUCAAAUAGAAUGUGAAGUAAACUGUGUUAAAGAAUUCAAAGAACGGUAA
Messenger RNA from Nycticebus coucang (slow loris), 297 nucleotides. RefSeq names its product serine peptidase inhibitor, Kunitz type 4 (gene SPINT4). NCBI's taxonomy places the organism in Eukaryota, Metazoa, Chordata, Mammalia, Primates, Lorisidae. The transcript has 2 exons. The record is from RefSeq and is a predicted model, not a curated record. Bases 1 to 297 code for a protein of 98 amino acids. Gene Ontology annotation, molecular function: serine-type endopeptidase inhibitor activity.